GUCUUGCCGUUUACAGGCAUACCGAACACGGAUUCCACCGCGCCGAAUCCCCGGGAACCACUACGCGACGAGCAUUGUCAACCGGAGGAGGAUUAGAUUCGACGUUACGAUGGCGCCCUCCUUGAAUACCCAUUCUUCCUUCCAGAGGCCCCGAACUAGCGACCGGGAUGGCCGUCCUGGGACUCGCGAUCAUGUCGAUAGCAACUUGAUCAUCCCUAGCCGUACCUCGUCUCUCCACUCCCGUAUCACCCAACCCAUCCCGUCGACGCUCAACAUCAAGCCGCAACAGCGCACGCCCAAGACACUCACCCAUGCGUACAUGGUGUGCGGUGUUGGGCGGGAGCCUUCCCAAUGGGUCAAGGCGCCAUCGCCGGCCCAGGGGAAGAUCGGCCACAUGAAAGGGGCCGUGGGCCAAUUCUGGCUUCCCGAAAUUCUUGGGAGCAGCCCGCGUCUGGAACAGGAUAAUGAGAUUGCCCGGUCGUUGCACGCGGCAAUGAGAGCGUGCUUCCCACACGAUGUCGAGAUCUGCACCGGCCGAAGCCAGCCUCACUGUGUUCAUCACGCCUUCGUCCUGCAGCAGGAUUCCUCGCAUACCCUGUACGGCAUCUGCCUGCGAGUCUGGUCGCGAGCAGACGAGAAGAGGGCCGAGACGAUUCGGGACCUGAGGAAGCGAACCGAGCCGGACUUCUAUGACAGCCCGGAUGAGACGUACUGGAUUCCCUACUGCUUGUCCUUCCUGUCCCGGUAUCCGCUUUACAACCUCCUGGGCGAUUAUCUCCGAGGCAUGUGGAUCCACUGGAACAAGGCCACGAACCUGUUCCACGCCGAGGAGGUGUCACGCAUCCUUAGCUUCCCGGCUCCGAGACUGAAUGAUCUGGUCCGAAUUGACAUGAAGGAUUACGCGCUCUGCUAUCAGUUCCCUUCGUCCCCCACCGGCUUCCAGAACUUCCCCAUGUGGCCCCUCUUCUGUUGUCUUUCCAUCCCCAACAUUGUGGGUGUGAUUGAGGCCGCCAUCUCGCCUACUCGCAGAAUCAUCUUCGUCAGUCACUACCCGGCCAUGCUCACCAUGGCUGCCGAGACUGUCCGGUUCUGUGUGCGAGUCUAUGAGUGGAGCGGGCUCUACGUCCCGGUUGUGCACGCGCGUCACGCGAAGGAGCUUGUUGAGGAGCCCGGCCCGUAUAUCCUCGGUAUCACGGCCGAGUGCCGAAGCCUCUUCACUGCCCCUACCGACGCCCUCGUCGUCGACCUGGACCGUAACUUCGUUCUCACGUCAAACCCUCCUACCGCUCUCGCGCCCGGCCAACGGAAUAAGUUUGUCACCCGCCUCACUCAGUCGCUUAACGGUGACGUGACACCGUCUGGUGUGCCCCAACACCUGCGAUCUGCGUAUGGUGGCGGAAAGCUGGUUCCCGCCGGCCAGAUCAUUGUGAUGCGGGGGGAAGUGGAGUCGAUCCAAGACCCCGAGUGGUGGAAUCAAGAUACCGUCAUGGCCGUUAUGGACCACGUCUGCGAGAAGAUGGGUCGGAACACGGGUAUCAAAGCCGUCUUCGGUGGCUCCGUCAAGAAGCCGUUGAUGACCAAGGUGUCCAUGCGACACUUGAAUGAGAUUGUCCGGGAGAGAAACCAGUACUCGCGGGAUGCUCUGGAGGCCUGGCAGGACUUCAUCAACCUGAAGGGCCGCAUGGACACCGAACUAGGCAAGGUGACCAAGCGGAACAACUACUUGGUUGAGGAAUUGGAGAGCUGGAAGCAGCAGUUUCUCAAGUUCCAGGCCUUCGCAGAGCAACUUACCAAGGAGACCCAGGACCUCAAGGUCAAGAUUGAGAACCACAAGCGUGAGAACCGCCGCCUUGCUGGUAUGCUUGAUCAACAGAAGGACGAUGCUGCGCGCAUGUCGGUCCGUCUUGCCGGCACUGAGAAGCAGCGUGAUGAUGCGCUCGAGGCUCUUGUGCUUCAGCAGGAGAUUGCUGAGGAGCUUGAGCGCGAGCGGAAGAGGAACAAGAAGGAGCUCGCGUCGCUGCAGCACACCAACGUCACCAUUGUCAGGCAGCGUGAUGAGGCUCGCCGCGUCGUUCUCCAUCUGCGUAGCCUGAUCAGCGGCCAGAGCCACCACAUGGAGCACCUGGUGAAGACGCUCACCACUCCCGAUGAGCUGAUCGCCGAGAUCGAGGCUGGCUUCCCUGCCGAGAAUGAACUCGUGGGCGGCACCCCCGAACAAGAGGAGAGCCGAUUCCUCAAGAAUCUCGAGCUCGCAACCAAGCGCCUCUCGUCGGCGAGCUUCAAGGAUGUCGCAGACCGUCACCUCAAGGACAAGACCGACGCGAUCGCACACAUCAUCCGCAACAUUGCCGAGCAGUGCCAGGCAGCGGUUGAGAGCCUCCAGCUCGCCCAGGACAGCGAUAUGGAGCACCGUUCGCUUAGUCGGGCCAACAGCCCGUCUGCGCGCAGGGGGAGUAAUCUCUCCGUGGCGCCAAGUGACGACGGCCACUCAGCCGCUACUUCUGAGAUUGGGGACGACAGCCUGCUACACCCCGGAAGCGGACGUGCAUCAAGCAUCCCACCUACGCCGGAUCUCAUCCCCAACCGGAGCAGCACCAGCAUGUCGAUCGCCAGCACGGCAACGACCCCUGAGCGCAGUUCUCAGCAGUACGUCAUCGGACAUGACAUCCCGACAAAAAUCGUCGAGGACGACGAGGAUGACCUUCCCGGCGAGCGAAGCGAGGGCGAGAACAACCCCAUCCCCCAGGAACCGAGCAUCGUGGGCAAGCACGCCGAGAGCCUGAUCCACCGGCCUUCGGGUGCGCGCAUCAGCGCUCUCGGCAGCACCCGUUAGGGAUGUCCUUGCUGGAUGACGUUUUGAUCGAACCAUCCAUCCUUUUCUCGUUUUUAUUUUUAUUUUUUUAUUUUUAUUUUUGCGUUACUCUGAUAUCUGGUCGAAGAUUUGGACCGUUUACUGGCGUUUUAAGAGAUCUCUUUUUGUUACCUGUCCCGAUUUAAGUUCC
This is a messenger RNA of Phialemonium atrogriseum, 3002 nucleotides long. RefSeq names its product DENN domain-containing protein. Gene Ontology annotation, biological process: regulation of Rab protein signal transduction. The record is from RefSeq and is a predicted model, not a curated record. The transcript is spliced from 5 exons. NCBI's taxonomy places the organism in Eukaryota, Fungi, Ascomycota, Sordariomycetes, Cephalothecales, Cephalothecaceae. Bases 110 to 2833 code for a protein of 907 amino acids. Gene Ontology annotation, cellular component: cytoplasmic vesicle.